Molecule: messenger RNA, 4080 nt
Organism: Drosophila busckii
Lineage: Eukaryota; Metazoa; Arthropoda; Insecta; Diptera; Drosophilidae
Gene: hop
Product: tyrosine-protein kinase hopscotch
Exons: 9
Coding region: 244-3843 (1199 amino acids)
Biological process (GO): peptidyl-tyrosine phosphorylation; hemopoiesis; intracellular signal transduction
Cellular component (GO): cytoskeleton; cytosol
Molecular function (GO): ATP binding; non-membrane spanning protein tyrosine kinase activity; cytokine receptor binding
Source: RefSeq, a predicted model, not a curated record
UAAUGCUGACAACGCAUAUAUCUCUUCGAAUAGUUUUGAUACAUUUGCAAGUGUGUGCACAAAAAAAAAAGGAAUAAAGUGCUCACGAAUGUGGCAGCUACGCGAAGAAAACAAUAAAGCCAUAAAUAGGCAAACAACGAAUUAGACGAUAAAAAAAAAGAAGUUUUUUUGUCUCUCUCUGUGUGUGUGUGUGUGUGUGACUGUGAGUGUGUGUGUUUUUGUUUUGGGAGCGCUGCACCUGCAAUGGACGAUAGCAGCAGCGGUGGGCACGCCUCAACGGCGGACAGCGCCAGCUUGGCAACCGCCUCACUACAAAGCGGCAGCUCCAGCCAAAAUAUCGUCAACGAUGGCCUCAUACACGUCUACAAUUACAUGCAUGGCGACUAUGAGCGCUUUAGCAACGAAUUAACCUGUGAGCAAAUCUGCACCAACGUAGCCAUUCAGCUGCAAAUUCUGCCAACUACACUCCUGUUAUUUGGUCUGCGUGAGCAUAGCAAUGGACAAUCGCCCGGGACACUUAAGAUGAGGCAAAAAUGGCAAAUGCCGGGCGACAGGCUCUCGCCGAAUGUGCGCUAUGUCUUUCGUCUGCGUUUUCGCGUGCCAGAGCUGGACCGUCAGCUGCAUCAGAUUGAUGACCACUGCCAUAAUUACUUAUACUAUCAAAUGCGGUAUGAUAUGCUGUACGAGCUUAUACCCGAGAUACGCUAUCCAGAGCAUAAAGAUAAGGUUAUGGGAUUAGCGGUCAUAGAUAUGUUCAUUGACAAGGAGGAAAGAAAACUGCAGGCGCAGAACGUGGAGAAGGCAUAUAAGAAUUAUCUACCGCGCAGUUUAUUUCGCGCACAUCGCAUGUUCGUGAAGACCAAAUUAAAGCGCACUUUUCGCGAUUUGAGCCUCAAUCAACCGAAUGUAGGCAGCCUUAAGUGGCAUUAUGAGCAUCAGAUUUGCGUCCUGGCACCCACCUAUCUUACAGAAACCUUUAAGGCUACGGUCGAGCAUCUACCCAAUGAGCCAAUGCUCGAAUCUCUGACAUUGGCCAACGGCAGCAUCACAAGCAUCUCAGCGCGCACCUCCACCAAUACGCUAGUCACCGGGUCCAACACCACGCUCUCCACCACUGUCACCGCCCACAGCAGCAGCAACAAUCAUCGCAACGAUGGCACAAUGCCACACUAUAGACCCUCUCACCAGCAGCUACAGUACCCCAGCUCCAUACCCGUUUAUGUGCGCCUCUAUCAUCAUGAUUCACCCGAACCGGGCUUGAAGGUUGCACGCGUAACCUCAGAAGCCACACUUAAGUGGAAUCUGGUUGCCGUUGUCGAAGAUAUAUUUACACUCUAUAAGGAGAACGACCAAGUAGUUCGACUUGAAAUCGUCGGUUUCCCCAAUGGUUACCAUAUGCGCUUUGAUACGGAGCAUGAAAUGAAAUCAUUCAUUUCCUACUUGAGCAUUUAUAUAAGGUUAACAGUCAAAUGGAUGCAGGACUUGUGUCCUUCAUACAAGACACCCUCGUUGGAGGAACUCAAACGCUUAUACUGCCAUGGACCAAUUGGCGGUAGCUAUUCGUUUACUAAGCUGCACGAGAAUGGCGACAAAUGUGGCAGCUACAUUGUGCGUCAGUGCGAUCGCGAAUACAAUACAUACUACAUAGAUAUAAAUACUAAAAUUGUGGCAAGCGGCAGCGACCAUCAGCGUUGUCAGACCGAAACUUUCCGGAUUUUGCGCGGUCAGAACUGGAAACUGGACGUGGACGGCGAUCAUUCCUUUGAGCAGCUAUCGAAGUUGGCGCAAUUUAUACGCACUGAUAGCUCCGAUCGCAUACGCGUGCCGGCCUCGAAAUAUGAUAAGCCGCCUUUGUUGUUGCUUUGCUUGCCAAAAAAUUUGAAAACCAAAAAGACUGAAACGGAAUUGAGCGAGGCGGAAUUACAGCGUCGCAAUCCACAGAUAUUCAAUCCCAAAACUGAUCUGCAGUGGUACGAAUAUUCAAUAAAUCACACAGACAACGAUAAAGUGUUUACCAUGCGCGGCGACUGGAUACAGCAGGGCGCCUUCAAGGAUGUGCCGGUUACCAUGAAGAUGCUCAAGCACGAUGCCAAUCUGCAUGAGUUCAUGAAACUAGCGCACACCUGGAGCACCAUACAGUCGCCUCAGUUCAUCAAGCUGUACGGCAUAACUAUGUCAGUGCCAUAUACCAUGGUCAUGGAGUAUGCCGAGCAUGGACAGCUAAACAAGUUCCUGCAGGCGAAUCGCAGCAUCAGCAUGCUUUGUCUGCUGGACAUGAUGCAUGGCCUGGUGCGUGGCAUGCACUACUUGGAGGAUAGCAAGAUAAUCCAUAGCUACAUACGCUGCGCCAAUCUCUAUGUAACCAAAUAUGAUCAGGAGAAGCACGAGCUGCACGCCAAAAUCAGCGAUCCUGGCUAUGCGCGUCCCUACAAACGCAGCGACUCGCCUUGGAUACCAUACAACUAUUACAAUAAUCUAGAGGCUGCCAAGCUGGAUCCCAGCACACAACUAUGGGCCUUUGCCACUACCAUGUAUGAGAUUUUCUCACGCGGACAGAUUGCAUUGGAGCAGUUUGAGCAACGCGAUCUGAUCCAACAUCGUUCAUUGCACAGCUUUAUAUUAAGGCCGUUGCAUCGGCGCUUGUGCCCGCCCGAAAUGACUGAGACCAUUAUGGAUGGCUGGAGCGAUGAUCCCGAUAAUCGCUUUAAUCUACACACAAUCUUUACGCGCUUAAAUGAAAUUAAGAAUCGCCUGCAGCGCCCCUACGACAUGCCACAAAACGAAGCAGAGUCAAUUGAGGAGGACUCUUUGGAUGACAUCAAUGCUUUGAUUAAUGGCUAUGGCAGCCACAGCUCGAAUCAUUCAGAUGCAGGCGGAAUGGUUUUGUACAACGAAGGACUGAAUAGCGAGUUCUUUGUCAAUUCGCAUGAUAUGCCAUUGGUUAUGCCAUUGGAGGACUGCAAGGUGAAAUAUCGUGAGAAGGAUAAAAUCGGGCAGGGACACUAUGGCACCGUUUAUCUCGGUGAACUCGAAUAUGAUGACAAAAAUCGUCCCAAGGAGCAGGUGGCUAUCAAGAAAUUGCGCUCCAUGCAGGUCACUGAAGAUUUUCUACGUGAAAUUGAAAUAAUGCGCGCCUUGAAUCAUCCCAAUGUGGUCAAGUUUAAAUACUGGGCCAUCAAAUCACAGAGCAUCAUUAUGGAAUACUUUGAGUUUGGCUCAUUCAUUGUCUAUCUAAGUUCACACAAGCCAAGUCUAACCGAUGCCCGCCUCUUAGCCUUUGCAUUAGAUAUUGCCAAAGGCAUGAACUAUUUGUCCGGCAAAUCUCUCAUACAUCGCGAUCUGGCCGCUCGUAAUAUUCUAGUUGAUCGCAACUGCGUAAAAAUCUCAGAUUUUGGCCUAGCGCAAUUCGCCAAUGCGGAUGGCUAUUAUUAUGGUACAAGCCAACGUGAUAUACCAAUUAAAUGGUAUUCACCGGAGGCCAUUGAAACCUGCAAAUUCUCAUCGUAUUCAGAUGUCUGGAGUUAUGGCGUUACGCUGUUCGAAAUGUUUUCAGGCGGUGAGACACCGGAUCUAUUCAAGGGGCAAGCUUUAACCCAAGAAGAAUUUAUUAAAUGCUUGCGCAAGGGUGAUCGCUUACCUCAGCCUUUGCUUUGUCCGGAUUUCGUAUACAACGAUAUGAUGCUGCCCUGCUGGCAUGAGAUCCCAAAAUCUCGUCCUACUUUUAGUAAAAUUAUACAAAUUAUACAGGCACAGGUUGGCGUUAAUAUAACACAACAGCAACAAGAGCAACAGCAACAACAACUGCAGCAGCAGCAACAGCAGCAUCAACAGCAGCAACAGUAAUUUUUGCAAUUAAAGGUGAAAUCUUCAUUAGCAGUGAUUGGAAGUUUAAUCAGAAUUGACCUAAGCGUGUUAAAAACGCGCAUUUAUACAUAACUUAUAGGUAUCGUAAACGUAGCUUAUACAUACAUGUUUUUAUCAUUUUAAGUUGUUAUCCUACUACUUUUAAUUACUUGACACACGAAAAUCGUUUUUAAAACGUACAUUUUAAGCUUUUUUACAUAAACAUUGUGCAUUACA